AUGAAAUUGUGCACACUAAACAUAGUAGCUGUACUUGUGCAGGCGCUCUUUGUGUUUGCUGCCCAAAGUGCUUCUACUUCGUUUGCUUCUAUAAGAAGUAAAGAAAGCAUCGAUUCUGAUAAAUACACCUCAGCCCUAGACAUUAUAGACUCUGCAAACUCAGAAAAUCCAGUGGUGCUAUUUGAGUUUGAAAACUUGCAAUUGAUCCGUGCGCUAAUUGAAGAUAAAUCGGGAGAAGUAGAAUAUCCAUAUUUGGAAAGGCUUUUCAAAGAUGAGAUAACUAAUGUGUUUGAUGAAACUGAGCUGCCAGUGGAUCAGAACAAUGACGCUAUCAUUAUGUUUACCGUGAGUGAUCUAACUAAGAAGACCUCUAUCCAACUAAUGUACGAUUCGCCUGUGGAGGAGCGUAAUGUGAUAUGGUUCCAGUUUACUGGAAAGGAAUACGACCUGAAUGAGCUGGACUCCUUUAUCGAAUCUGCCGUGAUGUAUCUGGAAGAAUAUCUAGAUAUCAAUAUUGAUAUUAUACUAAAUACGAAGGGUGAAAAUGAUUUGAACAAGCUAUAUGAGAAGUUUGAUAAAGAACCUACAGCUUUUGCGGUCGACCAAAGCCACUCCAACAAACCAUCCUCUUCGAAGUCUGACGACACUGAAAAGGACGAUUCUUUGAGCCGUAUCUGGACAGAAGGGUUGCUGAUGUGUUUGCUCGUUUCCUUUUUAUUGCUCGUUCUAUUAUUCGUAGCUCUGUCUUGGUUAGCAAGCGUCGAGAUCAGUUAUACUGGGUUGGAAAAGCCUGCUAAUCCUUUGAAGAAAAACCAAUGA
This is a messenger RNA of Huiozyma naganishii CBS 8797, 819 nucleotides long. RefSeq names its product Voa1p (gene VOA1). The record is from RefSeq and is a predicted model, not a curated record. The coding region runs from base 1 to 819 and encodes 272 amino acids. NCBI's taxonomy places the organism in Eukaryota, Fungi, Ascomycota, Saccharomycetes, Saccharomycetales, Saccharomycetaceae. The transcript has a single exon.